UUUGCUUUAUUUCUCUUUAAUGCAGUCACAUCCCACUGCUGUUGGUUUGAAUGGAAAACCAUUUCCUCAAUUUGACAAUUUGGAGAUUGUGUUUGGGAAAGACAGAGCAACUGGGGCUCAUGCAGAAAGUCCAGCUGAUGCUGCAUUUCCUAUGUAUAAUGAGUAUUAUCAACAAGGAGGAGAGGGUGAGCCUGAAGUAAACUUGAAUGAAGAUGAACACAAUGUUGAGUCACAAAUUCCACAAACACCUAUCUAUAGCACAACUGAAGGAGCACCAAUGAAUCAAUCUGAAGCUUCUGCAUCUAGAGGUGGAAGACGUGGGGGGAAAAAAGCCACACACAACGAUGACAUUUCUGAGAGCUUAGUCACUUCUCUGAACAAAUUAGGUGAGUUUUAUGCUGGAACUGUUGGUAAUAUGCAACAACUAACAUCUUGCUUUUUACCUGAGAAACAAACUGCUGAUCGGAGGAGUCAAGUUGCUGAUAUGUUGGAAGAAAUAGAAGGAUUAACUCCGAUGGAGGUGGUAAGGGCAGCUAUCUUGAUCACCAACGACAACAAUCUUUGUGACUGCUUUUUCUCCAUGCGUACUCUUGAAAGGAAGACGGAUUUUGUGCGCUGUGUUUUAAAUAACAAUGGUGCAUGAAAAAACUUGGAGUGUCUACUUUGCUUAAAUCUUCAUCGUAGGAAUCUUAUGCAUGAACUAUAUUUAUUUCAGUUAUUUCCAGUUAGUUUUAUUUGUAUUUCUUGUUUAGGACAAGUCUUUAUUAAGUUAAACUAUCUAUGCAGUUUUAUCUAAUUGAAUAAAUAUUUGAAUUUGCUUUUGAGUAAUGAUUUUCCACUUAGAUUUAAUUAGAUUGUUGUGUUCAUGAAUAUGGUGGGUUGUUGGUUUGGUUUCAAGCCAAGUUGUCAUGUGGAUAGGGGACUUAUAAUACAGUACAAGUUUAGUGGAGGGAGUUGUGGAUGUGUGACACUUCUUGGUGUUGCCAAAUUGAUCACAAGUUUUAGUUCUUAUGAUUGAUGUAUGAUCCC
Lotus japonicus is the source of this 1029-nucleotide messenger RNA. RefSeq lists its product as uncharacterized. The record is from RefSeq and is a predicted model, not a curated record. The transcript has a single exon. The coding region runs from base 20 to 643 and encodes 207 amino acids. NCBI's taxonomy places the organism in Eukaryota, Viridiplantae, Streptophyta, Magnoliopsida, Fabales, Fabaceae.